Molecule: messenger RNA, 4339 nt
Organism: Mandrillus leucophaeus (drill)
Lineage: Eukaryota; Metazoa; Chordata; Mammalia; Primates; Cercopithecidae
Gene: PPFIA1
Product: protein tyrosine phosphatase, receptor type, f polypeptide (PTPRF), interacting protein (liprin), alpha 1
Exons: 27
Coding region: 692-4339 (1215 amino acids)
Biological process (GO): synapse organization
Cellular component (GO): presynaptic active zone
Molecular function (GO): protein binding
Source: RefSeq, a predicted model, not a curated record
CCUUUCACUUUUCCCUCUUUCCUAGCCGCCUCCGGCUGUAUAUCGACCUGCUAUAUUUCCAUUGUGAGUUUGUUUUUUUUUCGGUUGUAAACUUACGUAAGUUAGGUUGACUGAUCAACCGUUGCAGCCAUUGAAAAAAAAACACUUCUACCAGCGUUUAACGAAUCCAGUUCCUUUUAGUGCUCACCAGCUCCAGCUCAAGAAUUCAGGGAGCCGUCAGUUCUUCACAGGAGCUGACUGCACACAUUCCUGCAAGAUGCCUGAUGGAUUUUGUACUUGUCAGUUUUGCUGGCUGUAUGCUCCUUCUGUGCUUUUCCUGAAAAAUGAUUGGGUGACAUGUGUUUUGACUUUCUUCCCCCCCCACCCCCCACUGGGAAGUAAAAAAAAAAUUAGGUAACAGAAGCACACUUGUUUUCGACAAAAACAAGUACAGCUUUGCAAACAGACUACCCCAGGGUUUGCCCUUUUUUGUGAGGGUAGUCCUCUGGUAUCUUGACCCCUUCCCUGGAUUUUUGUCUGUGUUAAUGUCUUCAUGUUGUGUAUUUCUGCACUUAAUAUUUGCCCGGUAUAUGUUUUCCCAGCUUAUUUACACACAAAGCGUAACAGAUCUGAGGAUAAUGAGGCUGCCCAUCUUUUUAGCUACAGAUACCUGUAAAGUUGCAUAUUUGUGGGAACCUGUAUUCUGCACUUGAUGACUGUAGCCUGGCUCUUUCAUUUCAAGAUGAUGUGCGAGGUGAUGCCGACCAUCAGCGAAGCAGAAGGCCCCCCUGGAGGAGGUGGAAGCCAUGGUUCCGGCUCCCCUUCGCAGCCAGACGCAGAUUCACAUUUUGAACAGCUGAUGGUCUCCAUGUUGGAAGAAAGGGACCGCCUUCUUGACACACUGAGAGAGACUCAAGAAACACUGGCCUUAACCCAGGGGAAGUUACACGAGGUUGGUCAUGAAAGAGAUUCCUUGCAGAGACAGCUCAACACGGCACUUCCACAGGAGUUUGCGGCACUUACUAAGGAACUCAAUGUGUGCAGGGAACAGCUUCUUGAAAGGGAAGAAGAAAUUGCUGAACUGAAAGCAGAAAGGAAUAACACCAGGCUGCUGUUAGAGCAUUUGGAAUGCCUCGUCUCCAGGCAUGAGCGGUCUCUUAGGAUGACUGUGGUGAAGAGACAAGCGCAGUCCCCAGCAGGCGUGUCCAGCGAAGUGGAAGUGCUGAAAGCCCUGAAGUCCUUAUUUGAACACCACAAAGCUCUGGAUGAAAAGGUGAGAGAGCGAUUACGAGUAGCACUUGAAAGAUGUAGUUUGUUAGAAGAGGAAUUAGGUGCCACACACAAAGAGCUAAUGAUUCUUAAAGAACAGAAUAGUCAGAAAAAAACACUAACAGAUGGAGUGCUGGACAUAAACCACGAACAAGAAAAUACACCAAGCACGAAUGGAAAGAGAUCUUCUGAUGGUUCUUUAAGCCAUGAGGAAGACCUUGCUAAAGUAAUUGAGCUCCAAGAAAUCAUAAGUAAGCAGUCAAGGGAACAGAGCCAAAUGAAAGAACGCCUGGCUUCCCUCUCCAGUCACGUGUCAGAGCUGGAAGAGGAUCUGGACACUGCUAGAAAAGAUCUCAUCAAAUCUGAAGAAAUGAACACAAAAUUGCAACGAGAUGUCCGUGAAGCCAUGGCCCAAAAGGAAGACAUGGAAGAGAGAAUCACUACUCUUGAAAAACGCUACCUCGCUGCACAGCGUGAAGCCACAUCUGUGCAUGACCUCAAUGAUAAACUUGAAAAUGAAAUUGCAAAUAAAGAUUCUAUGCAUCGACAGACUGAAGAUAAAAACCGCCAGUUACAGGAGCGCUUGGAAUUGGCAGAGCAAAAGCUGCAGCAGACACUGAGGAAGGCAGAGACGCUCCCUGAGGUGGAGGCGGAGCUGGCCCAGAGGGUGGCAGCGCUUUCCAAGGCUGAAGAGAGACACGGCAACAUUGAAGAAAGGUUACGGCAGAUGGAAGCACAGUUGGAGGAGAAGAAUCAAGAACUGCAGCGGGCAAGGCAAAGAGAAAAAAUGAACGAAGAACAUAAUAAACGUUUAUCAGACACUGUUGACAAGCUACUUUCAGAAUCUAAUGAGAGGCUUCAACUUCAUCUUAAAGAGAGAAUGGCUGCUUUGGAAGAUAAGAAUUCUCUAUUAAGAGAAGUUGAAAAUGCAAAAAAACAAUUAGAAGAAACACAACACGAUAAGGAUCAGCUUGUCCUGAACAUUGAAGCACUGAGAGCUGAACUAGACCAGAUGAGGCUAAGAGGUGCUUCACUUCAUCAUGGCCGACCCCACUUGGGCAGUGUCCCAGAUUUCAGGUUCCCCAUGGCAGACGGCCACACAGACUCCUACAGCACCAGCGCAGUGCUGCGGCGCCCGCAGAAAGGCCGUCUGGCAGCCCUGCGAGAUGAGCCUUCCAAGGUACAGACUCUUAAUGAGCAGGAUUGGGAACGUGCCCAGCAAGCUAGUGUCUUGGCAAAUGUAGCACAAGCAUUCGAGAGUGAUGCUGACGUGUCUGAUGGUGAAGAUGACAGGGACACUCUCCUCAGCUCAGUUGACCUGCUGUCGCCCAGCGGCCAGGCCGACGCGCACACGCUAGCCAUGAUGCUUCAGGAGCAGCUGGACGCCAUCAACAAAGAGAUCAGGUUGAUUCAGGAAGAAAAAGAAAACACAGAGCAGCGGGCAGAGGAGAUUGAAAGUCGAGUUGGCAGCGGAAGUCUAGACAAUCUUGGUCGUUUUAGAUCAAUGAGCUCCAUUCCCCCCUACCCUGCUUCCUCACUUGCUAGCUCCUCCCCUCCGGGCAGUGGGCGCUCCACCCCACGAAGGAUCCCUCACAGCCCAGCCCGGGAAGUGGACAGACUGGGCGUCAUGACCCUUCCAUCUCCAGAUUCAUUUUUAAUCCAGACCUCAGGUCCCCAUCAGUCUGUAGUUUACUCAUCCACCUCCCCUCCCAGUUCCAUCCCAUGCUAUAGCGAUUCUUCACAGCAUGCUCAGUUGCCACCUUCCAGAGAAGAGGUACGAGAUGACAAGACAACCAUAAAGUGUGAAACCUCCCCGCCUUCCUCCCCGAGAGCCCUUCGGUUAGACCGGCUGCACAAAGGGGCGCUGCACACCGUCAGCCACGAGGACAUCAGGGACCUAAGGAACUCCACAGGCUCCCAGGACGGUCCCGUGAGCAAUCCCAGCAGUAGCAACAGUAGCCAGGACUCGCUCCACAAAGCCCCAAAGAAGAAAGGCAUUAAGUCCUCCAUUGGCCGCUUGUUUGGCAAGAAAGAAAAGGGCCGACCUGGACAAACCGGCAAAGAAGCAUUAGGACAAGCUGGCGUUUCCGAGACAGAUAAUUCAUCUCAGGAUGCCUUGGGACUUAGCAAAUUGGGAGGACAGGCUGAAAAAAAUCGUAAACUUCAAAAAAAGCAUGAAUUGCUGGAGGAAGCCCGGAGACAAGGUUUACCUUUUGCCCAAUGGGACGGGCCAACGGUUGUGGUCUGGCUGGAGCUCUGGGUUGGGAUGCCAGCCUGGUAUGUGGCUGCCUGCCGAGCAAAUGUGAAAAGCGGGGCCAUCAUGUCGGCCCUGUCCGACACGGAGAUCCAGCGUGAGAUCGGCAUCAGCAACCCCCUGCACAGACUGAAGCUGAGGCUGGCCAUCCAGGAGAUCAUGUCGCUGACCAGCCCGUCCGCCCCACCCACGUCUAGAACGACCACAGGAAAUGUCUGGUUAACACACGAAGAGAUGGAAACGCUCGCAGCCACGCCGCAAACGGAAGAUGAGGAGGGAAGCUGGGCUCAGACACUCGCCUAUGGGGACAUGAACCAUGAGUGGAUCGGCAACGAGUGGCUCCCCAGCCUGGGCCUACCCCAGUACCGUAGCUACUUCAUGGAGUGCCUUGUAGACGCCAGGAUGCUGGACCACUUGACCAAGAAAGACCUUCGAGGGCAGCUGAAAAUGGUCGACAGUUUUCACAGAAACAGUUUCCAGUGUGGAAUUAUGUGCCUGAGAAGGUUAAAUUAUGACCGGAAAGAACUGGAAAGAAAAAGAGAAGAAAGUCAGAGUGAAAUAAAAGACGUGCUUGUUUGGAGCAAUGAUCGAGUGAUUCGCUGGAUCCUAUCAAUUGGCCUUAAAGAAUAUGCAAACAAUCUUAUAGAGAGUGGUGUUCACGGAGCACUUCUGGCCUUAGACGAAACCUUCGACUUCAGUGCACUGGCACUGCUAUUACAGAUCCCAACGCAAAACACACAGGCUCGUGCUGUCUUGGAAAGAGAAUUUAACAACCUUUUGGUCAUGGGGACUGAUAGAAGGUUUGAUGAAGUAAGUUUUUGGCCUAAUGUUCUUUAA